Momordica charantia (bitter melon) is the source of this 1793-nucleotide messenger RNA. RefSeq names its product casein kinase II beta subunit 4 (gene CKB4). The record is from RefSeq and is a predicted model, not a curated record. NCBI's taxonomy places the organism in Eukaryota, Viridiplantae, Streptophyta, Magnoliopsida, Cucurbitales, Cucurbitaceae. Gene Ontology annotation, molecular function: protein kinase regulator activity. Gene Ontology annotation, cellular component: protein kinase CK2 complex; cytoplasm.
GCCGUACUCUUCAUUUUCGUUGAGGGAAAAAAAAAAGAAACGAAAAAAGAAAGCCAAGGAAGAGAGAGAACUGUUAUCUUCCACACUUCUUCAAACCCUAGACCUCUUUUCGAUCUUUCUUUCCUCCAACAAACCAAACCCUACUGUUCGUUUUUCCCCCGCUUCUCCUCCUCCGCCAUUGUUUCACCUUCACCAUUCCUCUCGUCUAAUUCCCUCAUCUGAAUGACUUCAUCUGAUUCCCCCGCCUGAAACGGAAAAACCCUAAUCUCCCCUUUCUUCUUAGCCUCCCGAAUCCAGGAUUUGGGGGUCCUGCUCGUCCUCCAUCACUGGGUGGAAUUCCGAAUUCACGAGGUGGUUUAAUUCGUCCGAGAUAUGUAUAGGGAUCGCGGAGGAGGAGGAGGAGGAGGAGGAGGAGGGGGAGGGGGGAUUGGUGGUUCGUCGAAAUCGGAGAUCGUAGGUGGUACCUUGGAUCGGAAGCGCAUCAACGAUGCUCUCGAUAAGCACCUUGAGAAGACUUCUCCUUCUACUCCAAGAGGUCUUCAUAGUAAGGAGAAGGAGAGGCUCUCUGUGCCGUCGACUUCGGCUGGUAAAUCGCAGCUCGAUCAUCGUUCCGCGUCUCUAUCUAAGAAUAAAUGUUCCGAUGAGGAAUCUGAAACAGACAGCGAAGAGUCAGAUGUCAGUGGUUCAGACGGAGACGAUACGUCGUGGAUUUCGUGGUUUUGCAAUUUGAGGGGAAAUGAAUUUUUUUGUGAAGUUGAUGACGAGUACAUACAAGAUGAUUUUAAUCUUUGUGGCUUGAGCAGUCAAGUUCCAUACUACGACUAUGCACUUGAUCUUAUUUUGGAUGUUGAAUCUUCCCAUGGAGACAUGUUCACCGAAGAACAGAAUGAACUCGUUGAGUCAGCUGCUGAGAUGCUGUAUGGUCUUAUUCAUGUCAGAUACAUACUCACUGGCAAAGGAAUAUCUGCAAUGCUGGAGAAGUAUAAAAACUAUGACUUCGGGAGGUGCCCGAGAGUUUAUUGCUGUGGACAACCAUGUCUUCCAGUUGGGCAGUCAGAUAUUCCCCGGUCGAGCACUGUAAAGAUAUACUGCCCAAAAUGUGAAGACAUAUAUUACCCCCGUUCAAAGUAUCAAGGCAAUAUUGAUGGAGCAUAUUUCGGAACGACAUUCCCGCACUUGUUUUUGAUGACAUACGGACACCUUAAGCCACAAAAGGCGACACAGGGCUAUGUUCCCAGAGUUUUCGGCUUCAAGCUUCACAAAGCAUGAUUGAGAGUUGGAAAGAUUAAUGUUGGGUCGAGAUCUUCGAUAUUCAUCCAUUUUCAAAUGCACUGCCCGGUGCGUACUUCUAAUACAUGCACGAUGCUGCUGAUCCGUGCUUACUCAUGGUUCUAACCAUCAAGGUAAAAAGCAGUUGUUGUUCAAAAAGUAUCAAAAUGAUUAUUAAAGAAAAAUGUUCACAAUGCAUAAGUUGUCAUAAUUUGUCAUGGUAGCAGAACAUGUCUUCUUUUCUUAUUUUCUUCCGUUUCAUGAAUUAAAAUGGUGUUUGUAAGUUUAUUUCUCUUUAUGGGGUUGAUAAUCAAAUUAUUUGCUGUUAAAGUUAUUGUACUUGAUUCUUUUUCUUUCAUUUAUACACGUUAGUUUUUAUGGCCCAUGCUACCAUUUCUAACUUGUAAUAAAUAGUCAAAACCCCCUGAAGUUUAGUUGCGAUUGUGUGCUUGGGAUGUUUAGUUCGUGGUUUUAGUAAGUUUGAGUUUAUUGAAGUUCUGGAUUGACGAUUUGAGUUUGUAUAA